AUUUUUUCAUUUGGUCGAUACUCGUGUAGUCUACAUUUAAAAAAUAAUAGUAAAGCCUUCAGCUCACAAAGCAGUGUGUUCACAUUUACGUUGUAUAAGUAAUAACAGUAACACGUAUUAAUUACUUUAACCAUCUAAUCAUUUCUAUUUUGUAACAAGAAGUAACAAUGAUGAGAAAAGGCUGUCGAUGUUGUUGUAAAUCAAGAGAUACAGAUGAAAGAUUGUACAAUACAACAAGUUAUCGAGCAUUCUACUGUGGACCAAGUCACAAAAGUAAAUUAAGAGAUGAUUCAUUUGAACAGUCUGUUGAACAGAAUGCCCAAGACAAUUCACCUAAUGCGAAUACAUCAAACUGUCAAAAUGUUGAGGAGAGACAAUGUUAUCAGCGAAUCAAUAGUGCUCAACAAAAUCAUGAUCAUACGAAUACAAAUAAAGACUUAUCAAUGUACACUAGUCGAUAUCAAAGUGACUACCAGAUUAAGCACACCACGCCUCCACGAAUGAUUAAACCAAAAGAUAAUCUAGUUGUUGGAAGAUUUCAAAUGGAUGGGACAUUUCUAAAAUGUUAUUGUGCUUCGUGAUAUUUACUAUAACCAGUAAAAACUAUAGACAUGAACAGCUAAUUUAAUGUAUACAAAAGUACUGACCAUAGUAAUACAACCACAGUUACAGUGAACAAUAUUUUUGUAGACAAUAUCCUUAUCUCUAGUGAAUUCUGUCGUAAUUCUGUUGUCAUUAUUGCAUUUCAGACAACAGGCUAGUUUUCUAUCGUGUUGACUUCCACUUAUCUACCUGAG
Molecule: messenger RNA, 797 nt
Organism: Trichobilharzia regenti
Lineage: Eukaryota; Metazoa; Platyhelminthes; Trematoda; Strigeidida; Schistosomatidae
Source: the annotation of a GenBank genome assembly